Molecule: messenger RNA, 447 nt
Organism: Solanum stenotomum
Lineage: Eukaryota; Viridiplantae; Streptophyta; Magnoliopsida; Solanales; Solanaceae
Exons: 3
Coding region: 1-447 (148 amino acids)
Source: RefSeq, a predicted model, not a curated record
AUGGCCGAUAGAAAUGUGAAGAGGCGUAUUGGUGUUCUCCAAGAUGUGCCUAUGAAAGUGGAGUCGUUUAUUUUUCUGGCGGAUUUUGUGAUACUUGAUAGUGAGGUUGAUUUUAAGGAAAGUGAUCUCAAGUCAGUGUCACUAGUGAACCAUAUUGUGGAGCGAGGUUCUGAGGUGUCUAUUGAAGAGAGGUGGGGUGUUGAUGCACUUGCAGCGAUCUCCAUUGCUCCAGAAGACAAAGAGAAGACCACCUUCACUUACCCAUAUGGGACUUUUGCCUUCAAACGGAUACCAUUUGGGUUGUGUAAUGCUUCAUCGACCUUUCGGCGUUGCAUGAUGUGGAUAUUUUCAGAUAUGGUGCAAAACACUAUUGAGGUACUUAUGGAUGAUUUCUCUAUGGUUGGUGACUCAUUUGAUGGUUGUAUGAUGUAUUUGCCGAGGUACUAA